UCACGUGCUUUAGUGCAUUUUCUUUGUGCGUGCUGCCACAUAUGGAGUGUUUUUUUAAUAAGAUAAGCAAUUAUAUUAAUACAGUGUGGCCGUAUCAACAGACAAGAUCUAAGGAGAUGUUCCAACGAAAAACGUAUCUACUUUCGCUGUCGGCGAUCGUGCUGCUAGUGCUAGGUGGUUUAGACUGGUGCAUUCGACAUGCCACUGAAAGGGUGUGGGAAUCGAGCCUUACCAUAACGAUACUUGCAUCAUUCCCUAGUACGCUGAACAGGAUGUGCUUUACCGCCGUUCAAACCUAUCUGUUUAUGUUGCUACUUUGUAAAAUAUUGCCCUUUGUAACAGGAAUCAAGCUGAGCAAGUUUACCCUUUCCCACUCGGAUGGCAACGUACUAAGGCUCACAUUCGAUACGAUAGCCUACAAAAAACGGACAGUGUUGGUCACUAUUCGUAAGUUGACCGUGUCGUUGGUCCUCAAACCGAGGUAUUCGUAUUGGAUAACGAUUGCUGUCACCGAUCCGUCGAUCGAGCAGUCUGCUGAAUAUGUGCUAUCCGCCACCACGCCGCAAAAACGGACCCGCAACCAAUUCAACAUGUCGUACGUGAUGAAGAAGCUUUGCAAUUACAAAAACGGUGGAUUGUUGCAGCUUUUACUACAAUCGGUGAGGAUUAUCAUCACCAACGGCAAACUGCGAGUAGUAGAGUGCAAAACACGGUAUGUUAUCGUGGACACUCACAUUAAUGAGAUUAGCUUGAGUUCCACCGAGCUACAGGUAAAGGGAAUCUUGGUUAAGUUUUUCCCCACUUGGGCUGAAAACAGCGCCAACCUUCACUGCGAUUUGGUUAGGUUGUUAAUCAGUCGUAGGCACAUUUGGAGGACAAAACCGUACAACAGCCUUCGGAAAAAUGUAUUGUUCGGUCGAGAGCGCUGGAUCGUGAACAUCGGAAUACAGAAAGUCAUAUUUUACCCUGGUGACUUGAUUCACCGUUACAAGUUUCGCGCCUGCGAAAUCGACAUUAAAUAUGAGUGCCUGGAUAGUACAGAAAAGCUUGGAAUCGAGAUGAAAACUCCUAUCAACAUUAAGUACUGUCCGGACCUGGACCUGUUUAUACAACGGUGUUCAGACUGGAAGGCAACAUACCAACAAAGAAGACAGCAUACUGCCCAGCAACAUCAACCAGCUUACCCUGCGGACCACGGCUUGGACAUCAAAGUCACACUCGGGGACACAUUCCUUCGGGUGGGUAACGGAGAAAUUGGUUCGUGUGUGUUGGUGCACUUCAAUCAGCUUACCAUUGAGAAAAUCAACGGUGAAACAGAAUUGAACUUACUCGAAGUGACCGCACAAAUGACGACCGAGGGAGUCGAGUCUGAUCACAUACCACAACCGACCGAAAACAAAAACUUGCUAGUGGACAAGAUCAUCAUCAAGCACAAAGUUGAUUCGGCCGUUAACGGGAACAAAUCUAGUGUUAAAUCGAUCGUGAGCGCGGUGAUAAGGCAGAUCAAAUUGAAUCCCUGGAAUCAACCACGAGUAAACUCUCCGUCAGAAGUUACUGGCCAGAAUAAUAAGUUAAAUCAUUGCCAUCGUGAAGUAUUUUGCGUCUGUGAGAUCGACAUUAAAUAUGAGAGCCUGGAUAGUAAAGAAAAGCUUACAGUCGAGAUAAAAACUCCUAUCUGCAUUAAGUACUAUCCGGAGCUGCAGCAGUUUAUAGAGCGGUUUUCAGACUGGAAGGCAACAUACCAACGAGGAAGACAGCAUACUGCCCAGCAACAUCAACCAGCUAUCCCUGCGGACCACAGCUUGGACAUAAAAGUUACACUCCGGAAGAUAUUCCUUCGGGUAGGUAACGGCCAAAUUGGUUCGUGUGUGUUGGUGCACUUCAACCAGCUUACCGUUGAGAAAUCCAACGGUGAAACAGAAUUGAACUUACUCAAAGUGACCGCACAAAUGACGACCGAGGGAGUCGAGUCUGAUCACAUACCACAACCGACCGAAAACAAAAACUUGCUAGUGGACAAGAUCAUCAUCAGGCACAAAGUUGACAAGCCUAGUGUUAAAUCGAUCGUGAAGGCGGUGAUACGACAGAUCUCAUUUAAUCCCUGGGAUCAACCACGUGUAUUUUCUUCGUCACAUAUUCCCGACGUGGUUACUAGGAUAGAACAUAGUAGCCGAGGCGUUUUUUGUGCUUCCGGAAUCGACAUCACAUUUGAGAGACUGCAUAGUCACGGAAAGCUUACAGUUGAGGUGAAAACUCCAUUCUGCAUCAACUACUGUCUGGAGCUGGCUAAGUUUCUGAAGCAGUGUUCAAACUGGUGGGCACCUUACCAACGACGAAGGCAGAGAAUCGCCCUCCACACAAAUUAUCCUGUUGAUCCCGAUUUGGACAUAAAAAUAAUUAUUGGGAAGAUUUUCAUUCAUUGGGACAAUAGCAAAGCCAGUAGGCUUAUUUUGGCUAAAUUUGACGGUAACAAUCCUCCAGCGGCAGUUUGGAUACAGAAAAUGGUUUUGGUUAGUCUCGAGUCUACGCACACACCACCAACCGGCAAUGAAAAUUGGUUCAUGGAAAAGAUCACCAUCCAGCACAGAAAAGGUUAUUUAGAAAUUAACGCCAACGGCACAAACAUUACACUGACGAUGGAUGAUAACACAUACUUCAAGAUACUGAAGGCGCAUGUAACGCAUGUUCAAGCGUGCCUAAGCCAGUUCAUGCCGUCCUCAUCUUCGGGAAAACAAUUGCACGCAAGCAUCAAUUUGAACGGUACAACCAAAUGCAUGUUACAUAUUACACCCAAGAUUGAAAUAGUGACGACCAUGGUGAACAUCCAAAAAGCUGGACUGGUGUCCGUUUUUACGCGUAAAGUGUGGAUAUCGGUUGGUUGGUUCCCUACCCGAUAUUACAGUUCUCUCUACAUUGAAUCGGUUCAUGAUCUGAACUGGAAGGAUUAUUGUAAGGCAUGCUGGUUAUUUACUAUCAACGAUUCAGAACCUUUUAUGUGCAGCUUAUCUGAUAUUUGCAAAGAAAUAUUUGAUGGAAGUAAAGAUGUACUCAAAUGGUUUAUUAAAUUGUUUGAUAUAAUGGAUGGAAUGCCACCACCAAUUGCAGCGAUGUUACUACAUCAACCAUUGAUUGCAACACAUGUCAAUACAACAGUGAAUGUUGCCAAACAUGUCAACACAAGAGUGAAUGUUGCCAAAAAUGUCAACACAAGAGGAAAUGAGACGUCCAAAUCGUCAGUUAUCAGCAACAUUUUCAGCAAUUUUUUUAGCAUUUUUACCUCGUCUGAUGAAAAUCGCCACUACGUUAAUACAAAUAUGAAUUAUAAUUGAAAAAAAGAAAAAAAGAAAAAAUACAUGUAAAUAUGUGUGAGAGAGAAAGAGAUUUUUUAAAUCAAAUUAAUACAAAUUUUACAAUAAAAAAAAACGACAACAAAUCAACAUUAACAUCAUCAGGUGUCGGUGACACUGGAUGACAUCGCGAAUAAAUGUCGUCAAAAUAAACGACAGUUCAAAAGUUA
Molecule: messenger RNA, 3517 nt
Organism: Anopheles merus
Lineage: Eukaryota; Metazoa; Arthropoda; Insecta; Diptera; Culicidae
Exons: 4
Coding region: 42-3329 (1095 amino acids)
Source: RefSeq, a predicted model, not a curated record